Lathyrus sativus (Indian pea) is the source of this 459-nucleotide messenger RNA. Lineage: Eukaryota; Viridiplantae; Streptophyta; Magnoliopsida; Fabales; Fabaceae. The record is from the annotation of a GenBank genome assembly.
AUGUUCUAUGGUGCAGUGGUAUGGGAUCCUUGGCUUAUUGUUGCUCAAAUUGUUUGUCUUCAAUGUAUGUAUUAUAUCACCCUUGGAUUGCUGUUAACCGUUUUUGUUGGCACUCGUGUUUCUCGAUUGAGCCUUGUGUAUUUCUUUGACUAUGUUACUGUUUCUACCUCUACCGUUACUGGUUGGUGCGUUGCUGUUUCAUUUCUGCUCAGCUCAGCUGCGGGGGCUGUGUAUUUGCUUUAUUUGAUUGAACGAUCAAAGAAGUGCUUGGAUUUUUCAGCCACUCUCUAUAUCAUCCAUCUUUUCAUAUGUAUUGUGUAUGGCGGUUGGCCCUCUUCUAUUACAUGGUGGAUUGUGAAUGGUACUGGAAUUGCUGUAAUGGCUUUGCUAGGUGAAUACUUGUGUAUGAAACGUGAACUCCAGGAGAUAAAAAUACCACGAUAUCGUUCAAAUGUUUGA